This is a messenger RNA of Eucalyptus grandis, 3250 nucleotides long. RefSeq names its product putative receptor-like protein kinase At3g47110. The coding region runs from base 1 to 3021 and encodes 1006 amino acids. The transcript has 5 exons. Gene Ontology annotation, molecular function: ATP binding; protein kinase activity; protein binding. Lineage: Eukaryota; Viridiplantae; Streptophyta; Magnoliopsida; Myrtales; Myrtaceae. Gene Ontology annotation, biological process: protein phosphorylation. The record is from RefSeq and is a predicted model, not a curated record.
AUGAGUUUGAGCCAUUUCUGUUCAGUCAACUUCCCUGCCAUCUUGAUCCUAGAACUGGUGAUCACAAGCUUCGCUUCUUGUAGCGCUCUAGGAAACGAGACCGAUAAAAUUGCUCUGCAACAGUUCAGACACCAAAGAGUCACUGCCUUGAACCUCGAUGGGCAAGAUUUGGCAGGGACCGUGUCCCCUUUUAUCGGAAACCUUUCGUUCCUCCAAUACCUGAACCUCGCAAACAACUCUUUGCAUGGUUUCAUUCCUCCGGAAAUCGGGCGCUUGUUCAGGCUUAGAAACCUGAUCUUGAGCCACAACACUUUGGGAGGUGGAAUUCCUAGAAAUCUCUCCCAGUGUCUUAACCUCCUGACUCUCGAGCUCGAUUAUAAUUAUCUCCACGAUCGCAUCCCUUCUGAAUUUGGGUCGCUAUUGAAACUUCAGAAGCUCUCCUUCUCUAACAACAAUCUCACGGGACCAAUCCCUGCUUCCAUAGGAAACCUUUCCUCCCUCCAAGUGCUUGAUCUAUUGAACAACAGCCUGAUAGGAGGAGUUCCAAUUUCUACAAGCAAAACAAGGCUCAAAGUUUUCGUGGUCAGUGAAAACGAGCUGACAGGUAGCUUCCCUCCCGCUCUUUACAACUUGUCAUCCCUCAAUAUCAUAGGUUUGUACCAUAACCUGUUCACUGGCAGUAUCAGGAGAGACAUAGGCCUUCUGCUUCCGAAUCUGGUAACACUUGUCCUGGGAGAUAAUCAGUUCACAGGUCCCAUUCCCGAUUCACUGUCCAAUGCCUCGAACUUAGCAACAAUUGAUAUCCCCUUGAAUAACUUCUCUGGACGUGUCCCGGCCAGCUUUGGCAGGCUUCAAAACUUGAAAUGGCUCAACCUUCUUCAAAAUUUUCUUGGAAGCAGCACAACCGAUGGUCUAAGUUUCCUUGCUGAUUUGGCCAACUGCAGCAACCUUGAAAUGCUGGAUUUACAAUAUAACCAGUUCGAAGGUGAGCUGCCUGUUUCUGUCGGUAACCUCUCAACCCAACUGAAGCAGCUACUAAUGUCAGGGAACAGAAUUCGUGGAAGCAUUCCUGAAGUGAUUACAAACCUCUUUAGUCUAAAUCGAUUAUACAUGGAUGAUAACAUGUUAACAGGCAACAUUCCAAUGUCUAUUGGGAGGCUAUCAAACUUGCAUUAUCUGAACUUGGGCCAAAACAAAUUGACAGGGCACAUGCCUUCAACCAUUGGUAAUAUCACUGGACUGAUUGAUCUGUACUUGUAUGACAACAGCUUCGAAGGAAGCAUACCUUUGAGCCUCGGCAACUGCAAGUCCCUGCAAGAAAUACGCCUUUGUCAUAACAAAUUCACCGGGACCAUUCCUAGCCACAUGAUUAGUCCAUCGUCCCUCGUAAUACUUCUGAAUGUAUCUCACAACUCUCUGUCUGGGCCCCUGCCACCUGAAGUUGGCAACUUAAAGAACCUCAUUUCUCUCGAUGUUUCGUACAAUCAAAUUCCCAGCGAAAUUCCGACAACUUUGGGUGACUGUUUGGGAUUGGAAGAGCUGUAUAUGCAGGCGAACCAUUUUCAAGGACCCAUUCCUCAAUUAGGAGGGUUAAAAGGCAUUCGUUUUCUUGACCUUUCCAAUAACAACCUAUCAGGGCAAAUCCCAGAGUUCUUAGUUAACUUGUCAUCGUCGCUGCAAUUCAUGAAUCUGUCUUUUAACAAUCUCGAAGGCGAAGUAACUGUACAAGGGAUAUUUGGAAACACUAGUGCCUUCAAAGUUGAUGGCAACAAAGAGCUUUGCGGGGGCAUACCUGAACUGCAUUUGCCUUCAUGUCCGGCUAUAUCAAUCCCAAGAUCUAUAAAGCAUAGACUUUCGAAGUGGGUGAUGGUGAUAAUCAUCAUUGCUUCUUCUGCAGUGGCAUUAGUAUAUUUAGCAUUGCUUUUCUGGUUGAGAAACUUGAAGAAGGAACAUCUGCCUACUCACUCCUUGGGCCAUUUUUACGAGAGGAUUUCUUAUGAUGCUCUAUUCAAAGCUACCGACAGAUUCUGUUCAAGCAAAUUGAUUGGUUCAGGUAGUUUUGGCAGUGUAUACAAAGGAACUCUUGGUCCGGAUGGAAAAAUUGUGGCCAUCAAGGUUUUGAAUCUCCAGCAGAAAGGAGCUUUCAAGAGCUUCUUGGCCGAAUGCAAAGCCCUCAGCAGCAUUCGGCAUCGUAACCUUGUUAAGAUCUUGACUGCUUGUUCAAGUGUCGACUCUCAUGGUAAUGAGUUCAGAGCCUUGGUAUACGAGUUCAUGGGAAACGGCAACUUGGACAUGUGGUUACACCCAAACGACGAGCAAAUGCAAUUAAAACCUUGGAGCUUCCUCCAAAGAUUGAACAUCGCGAUUGAUGUAGCCUCUGCUUUGGAUUAUCUUCACCACCAGUGCCAAACUCCAUUGGUCCACUGUGAUCUGAAACCAAGCAACAUUCUUCUCGACCAUGAGUUCACGGCUCACAUCAGUGAUUUUGGAUUGUCGAGGCUCGUUUUCGAGUCUAACGAAGACAUCUUUUGGAGUCAUCUCAGCUCCUCUGCUUUUAAGGGAACCAUGGGUUACAUCGCUCCAGAAUAUGGAAUGGGUGUUCAUCCAUCAACUAGUGGGGAUGUGUACAGCUUCGGGAUCCUCUUGCUAGAGAUGUUCACGGGAAGACGGCCGACAGAUAAUAUAUUUGAAGACGAUUUCAACAUUCAGAAAUUUGUCAAGUCGGCGAUGCCAAAGCGAGCAACAGGGUUCUUGGAUCAAUCGAUUUUCUGUGGGGAAGUAGGUGAAAGCAGUGAUGAGCAAGCAGAUUGGAGUGACUGUGGAAUCGACAAAGCCGAAUGUCUGCUAUCGGUCUUCGAGAUUGGAUUAACUUGCUCAGCAGAAUCACCGAAAGACAGGAAGGACAUGAAUGGAGUUGCACGGGACUUGCUCUCAAUCAGAGACAAGUUUCUCAAAACCCGCGUUCACGAGGAUAGGGUGCAGAGCCCAGCACCAAGUGACACGUUGGAGGAGGCGGCCUGAUCCAUCUCAGGUUAUUGAGCAGACGGAGAAAUUGUAAGUAAAGAUGGGCACGACGUAACUUGUUGGAGCCAGGUUCCUCUUUUAAUGUCAAUGUCAAUGGCAGGCUAGCUCACUUGUCUGUGAAGUCCAUUUGUAAUACAGCCUUUAAGGGGGGCUUUCGACUAUAAGUGGCCACAGUUUGCAAUUUAGGGAGUCUCCAAACUAGCAGCUUCUGGUUGGUCAGAAAGCA